Molecule: messenger RNA, 3389 nt
Organism: Ipomoea triloba (trilobed morning glory)
Lineage: Eukaryota; Viridiplantae; Streptophyta; Magnoliopsida; Solanales; Convolvulaceae
Product: ribonuclease TUDOR 1-like
Exons: 17
Coding region: 157-3093 (978 amino acids)
Biological process (GO): mRNA catabolic process; regulatory ncRNA-mediated gene silencing
Cellular component (GO): cytosol; nucleus; RISC complex
Molecular function (GO): nuclease activity; RNA binding
Source: RefSeq, a predicted model, not a curated record
CUUUUUAGUAAUUUCUCCAAAAAGGUCUCUAAUUCCGUACCCUCAUAUAGAGCGCACGCCGGAACUCCGAUCUUUCUCCUUUACAGUUUACACAGUUUCCCAAUUCUCGAUUUCGAACCCGCAACUCUCUGCUCGAAUAGACCUUUAGCUGUUGAAAUGGCGUCAACAGCUGGAGCCACAGGAUGGUUGAGGGGAAGAGUGAAGGCUGUUCCCUCUGGUGACAGCUUGGUAAUAAUGGGAAGUACCAAGGCUGAAAUACCCCCAGAAAAGACAAUCACUUUGUCAUCUUUAAUUGCACCAAGAUUGGCACGUCGUGGUGGUACGGAUGAGCCUUUUGCAUGGGAAAGCAGGGAGUUUUUAAGGAAACUUUGCAUUGGAAAGGAGGUCACUUUCAAAGUUGAAUACACUGUACCAUCCAUAGGGCGAGAGUUUGGCUCUGUUUUCCUUGGCGAUAAGAACGUUGCAGUGUUAGUUGUUGCUGAAGGCUGGGCAAGGGUUAGAGAGCAGGGUCAACAGAAGGGAGAAGCUAGCCCCUUCUUACAAGAACUACUACGCCUUGAAGAAAAUGCCAAACAACAAGGUCUAGGUCGUUGGAACAGGGAGCCUGGUGCUCAAGAUGCAUCCGUCAGGAAGCUACCUCCCUCUGCCAUUGGUGAUUCUAGUAACUUUGAUGCAAUGGGUCUCUUGGAUGCAAACAAAGGGAAACCCAUGCAAGCUAUUGUUGAGCAGAUUCGUGAUGGAAGCACACUCCGUGUGUAUUUACUUCCAGACUUCCAGUUUGUCCAAGUUUUUGUUGCUGGAAUUCAGUCACCUUCCAUGGGAAGAAGGGCAACAGUUGAGACUCCUGUUGAAACUGAAAUAACCCCUAGCGAAGCAAAUGGAGAUUCGUCGGCUGAUCCUCGUGCACCUCUAACCUCAGCACAGAGACUUGCAGCUUCUACAGCAUCCAUAACAGAAGUUGCACCUGAUCCAUAUGGCAGAGAAGCCAAACAUUUCACUGAAAUUCGCGUUUUAAAUAGAGAUGUUAGAAUUGUUCUCGAGGGUGUUGAUAAAUUUAGCAAUCUCAUUGGUUCAGUCUACUAUUCUGAUGGUGGUGAAUCACCAAAGGACCUUGGCUUGGAGCUUGUAGAAAUUGGUUUUGCCAAAUAUGUAGAAUGGAGUGCAAGCAUGCUGGAAGAAGAUGUUAAAAGGCGGUUGAAAAAUGCAGAACUUGAAGCAAAGAAAAACCGCUUAAAAAUUUGGACAAAUUAUGUACCUCCAGCUACAAACUCAAAGGCUAUUCAUGACCAGAAUUUCACAGGAAAAGUGGUUGAGGUUGUAAGUGGAGAUUGCGUUAUUGUAGCCGAUGAUUCUUUGCCAUUUGGAGAUCCAUCUGCUGAGAGAAGAGUUAAUCUCUCGAGUAUUAGGGCUCCCAAAAUAGGGAAUCCUCGUAGAGACGAAAAACCUGCCCCCUAUGCUAGGGAAGCAAAGGAAUUCUUGAGAACACGGCUUAUUGGGAAACAAGUGCAUGUUUCAAUGGAGUACUCCAGGAAGGUUAGCCUGGCAGAUGGUACUGUUCCGGCAGCUAGUGGUGCUGAUAGGGUCAUGGAUUUUGGAUCUGUCUUUGUAGUAUCUAAGGAUGGAGACAAUGCUUCACUUGCUCCAUCUGCUGCAAGUAAUCAGCAGAAUGGGUUGAAUGUAGCUGAGCUUUUGGUUGCUCGUGGCUUAGCAACUGUUAUCAGGCAUCGUGAUUUUGAGGAAAGAUCAAACUGUUAUGAUUCUCUUCUUUCUGCUGAAUCACGUGCUAUUGCUGGAAAGAAGGGUAUGCACUCUCCAAAGGAUUCUCCAGCUGUACACGUAACAGACUUGACAACAGCUUCUGUAAAGAAAGCCAGGGAUUUCUUACCUUUCCUGCAAAGGAACAGAAGGAUGUCUGCUGUUGUGGAAUAUGUUCUUAGUGGUCAUCGAUUUAAAUUGUUCAUUCCUAAGGAAACAUGCAGCAUUGCUUUCUCCUUCUCUGGUGUUAGAUGCCCUGGUCGGGGAGAGCCAUAUUCGGAGGAAGCCAUUGCGCUAAUGAGGCGGAAGAUAAUGCAGAGGGAUGUUGAGAUUGAAAUAGAAAAUGUUGAUAGAACUGGUACUUUCUUGGGCACAUUAUGGGAGUCAAGAACAAAUGCUGCCGUGGCACUUCUUGAAGCUGGCUUGGCAAGACUAUCUUCUUUUGGCUCGAUCCCAGAUGCUCACCUUCUUGCUCAGGCAGAGCAAUCUGCCAAAAAGCAGAAGCUGAAGAUAUGGGCAAACUAUGUUGAGGGAGAGGAAGUUCCCACUGGCCCUGUUUCUGAGAGGAGGCAAAAAGAAGAGUUGAAGGUAGUUGUCACUGAAGUUUUGGGAGGUGGUAAAUUCUAUGUCCAGUCUGUUGCAGAUCAGAAAGUGGCAUCUAUUCAGAAACAGCUUGCUUCUUUGAACCUUCAGGAGGCUCCUGUAAUUGGUGCUUUUAAUCCUAAGAAGGGUGAUAUUGUGCUUGCACAGUUUAGUGCAGAUAAUUCAUGGAACCGAGCAAUGAUUGUGAAUGGCCCUCGAGGUGCUGUUCAAUCUCCAACCGACGAGUUCGAAGUGUUUUACAUAGACUACGGAAAUCAAGAAGCCGUUCCAUACAGUAAACUGCGCCCCAUUGAUGGUUCGGUGUCCUCUGCUCCCGGUGUUGCUCAGCUAUGUAGUCUCGCCUUUGUCAAGGUACCUGGACUGGAGGAUGAUUAUGGACAAGAGGCUGCAUUUCAUCUGAGUGAACUUCUUCUCAAUUCUACGAAAGAAUUUAGGGCGGUGGUCGAGGAAAAGGAUACUUCGGGAGGAAAAGUCAAGGGACAAGGAACGGGGACUGUCUUCAUGGUUAUACUGGUCGAUCCAGAAACUAAUGUCAGCAUUAACUCCAUUAUGCUGAAGGAAGGACUUGCUAGGCAGGAGAAACGAUGGAUUCCAAAACAAGUCCUCGAGGAGUUGGAAAAAUCCCAAACUGAAGCAAGAGAAAAGAGGCGUGGGAUGUGGGAGUAUGGAGAUAUCGAGUCAGACGAUGAGGAAUCUGCGCCCCCUCUCAGGAAAGCCGCAGCUGGGAAGCGCUGAGCAAAAAGGUUUUUGGGUACCCCAACUUCACUCAUCUAGAGUGAGGAGUUUCUUUCUGCUAAACUAAAAGAGUCUUAAGUAGUUUCUUUGAAUUGAUUUUUUUUUGGUGUAAUUUAGAAAGGACUUUGGGAGUUUGAGGGGUGUGUUGAGAGAAAUUUUGUCUUCCUUUUUAAAAUUUUUAAAUUUUUUAAAUUAUAGAACUUUUUAAUAAGUGUUUGUGGAGGAGAUAACAGAAGAAUCUUUGUCUAACUUUGUUUCAUUUCAUUGUUCAAUAUCCCAAUGCUUUUCUAUAGUCA